AGUCAGCUAGAGAAGCUGAAGAGCAGUCGAUCUGCWGCGGUGUGUGAUGAAACACAGCUCUCCUGAAGUGUAGGGCUCACCUUCCUUGCCUAUUAUUAUUAUUUUAAAUUAAAACAGCCCACAUAUAAUUUAUCCUCGGGUGUAUUUACUAAGCGUGACAGAUUAGAGGAAAGCCAAAGAGCGAGGAUGUUGGUCCCCGCAGGAAGAUAAUGAAGAGGCUGCGCGUGUUUUUGCUGUGCCUCACUGUAGCUGUCCUGUUCUGGUAUCCCAGUCAACAUGUGUUUUGUUCGGAGCAGAGCUGGUCUGGAUCAGGUCUAUGUGCCCAGGACAAAGACCCAGACAGCCCCGAGGAGCAGGACUCCACACAGAACCAGGAGACUGACGAGUGGACGACACAAACGUCGUAUGAAAUGGGAUUAGAGACGGAGAGAGCAGCACAAGAAACGCUAGAAGACCUAAAUCAUCAACAAACUGUGAAUCUGCCAGAAGAGGUGAAGGAGACUAAAGCAGACCCAGAACUGGACGUUAUACCUGCUGUUCCUAAGCCUGCACCCAGCCCAGAGUCCCAGGCUGACUCAGACCUACAGACCCACACACAAGACCAGGACCAGGAAGCUCCAGCCUCCCUGCCUUCAGAAACAGAGCCAGGCCUGCCCCAAGCAGAGACUCCUAAUGAUGAGCCUGCUGGACACCCCAGCCUGGAGUCCAGCUCCCUGACACCCCCAGAUGAAGCUGAAAGCCUACCUACCUCACAUAUGGCUGGCCCCGCCCACACAGGUGAAGAUGAGCAGCUUUCAAGUCAGAGCCAAAGUUCUGAUGUGGACACAGAGAUUCAGUCCAGUCCAGAAGAGACGGACUUGAAGCAGCAGAGAGAGCAGGAGCAGGAGGGCAACACCACCCUCCACCAUCAGGACAAGCUGCAGGCUGAGGUCAAAGAAGCUGAUCCUUCAGUAUCCAGUAAAGAUGACUUCCACACCUUUGAUGAGUGGAGGAAGCAAGUUAUGGAGAAAAGUCAGACUCUCCACACCUCCAGUAGUGGCAGCCCCCACCCACUGAAGAAGGUCCAGAAAAACUUCAAGAAUAAUUAUGCUUCUGUGGAGUGUGGUGCCAAGGUCCUGUCUGCCAACAACGAGGCCAAGAGUACUUCAGCUAUUCUUAUGGAAAAUAUGGAUCUUUACAUGUUAAAUCCUUGCAGUAACAAAGUCUGGUUCGUCAUUGAGCUCUGUGAGCCCAUACAAGUCAAACAGCUGGACAUUGCCAACUUUGAGCUUUUCUCCUCGACACCUAAAGACUUUUUGGUUUCUAUAAGUGACAGAUAUCCCACCAACAAGUGGCUAAAGCUGGGUACUUUUCAUGCCCGGGAUGAGCGGAUAGUCCAGAGUUUUCCUCUGGAUGAACAGCUUUAUGCUAAAUAUGUGAAGAUGUUCAUCAAGUACAUAAAGGUUGAACUCCUGUCCCACUUUGGGUCUGAACACUUCUGUCCCCUCAGUCUCUUCAGGGUGUUUGGUACCAGCAUGGUGGAGGAGUAUGAGGAGAUCGCAGAUUCCCAGUAUCCCUCUGAGAGACUGGAAUAUCUGGAUGAAGAUUAUGGUACGAUGCUGCUCUGCUCUCUGAGAGAAUUUAAGCUGCUUUGUUUUGUAAACAUUACACGUGACUCAAAUCUUAAACUACAAAAAGCAAGAUGUUUCUUUCCUUCAGAUGCCAUCCUGAACAUGGUGAACAACAUCGCUGCCAACGUGCUCGGUGGCAAGCCUGGACUGGAAGAAGAAUCAGAAACCAGAGGUAACACAACAGCAGAGGAGAGUGAAAAGGAGAGCCCAGACGUUAAAGCAGAAGCUGAGAAAAGCCCUCCAGAUGCAGCAGAAUCUGAGCCAGAGAAGUCUGCAGAGUCCUCUGUCUCUGGAGACUCURCCCUCCCACUGCCUGAGUCCUGUGAGGACAAACAGAUCGUGACGCUUGUAGAGGAGGAGGAGGACGAAGACCUCAGCCAGUCUACUGUCAUUCUGCUGGAGGAGGGAGAGGAGGAUGAGGAGGAGAAAGUGAGGAAGGAGGCUGACAGGAACCAGUGGGUCAGUCAGACCUCCUGUCCCUUCUCGUCCCUCACCUCUCUGUCUCUGUCCUGCGUGGUCACGCUGCCGGAGCUGCUGCACCGCUGGUGUUCUGCCCGGCUGGCCAAGGAGCGUCUGCGCAGCUUCAGGAAGAGACACCCCCCCACUGAUAGACAGAGCCCCGCCCCCCAGCACACACCUGCACCGGCCCCUGCUCCUGCACCUCCUCAGGAAGCUCCGCCCCUCACAGAAGAGGCUGCAGAACCUGAGCUGGUUGUUUCAGGCCACAGUGAGGGUUCACCUCACACUGAGGUGCACACAGCUGACACACACACACACACUCAGCCCUCAGCAGACACACACACUCCACACAGCCUCCUCCUGGAGCCCAGCAGGACCUCCUCCCUCCCUCCUCACAGCAUGUCAGACGCUCAGAGCUCCCUGCUGCAGCCCACCUUGUUCCAGGAGAAGUUUCCUUCUGAGAAAGAUGUGGCCCUGGACCCCGUCCCCACACCCCCCCUCCAAGCCGUCUCGGUACCAGAGACCCAGCAGGCCAGCAGUACCCCCCUCACUCCUUCUGUCAGCUCCCCUCCACCUCCAGCUGCUGAGAAACUCUCCUCCAGCCUGCUGGCUCCUGUUGUGACUCCUCCCACUGACCUCCUGACUCCUCCCACUGAGCUGCCAGCAGCCCUCCCACCCACCGACAUCCACACAGAUUCACCUAGUGGGACCACACAGACCCCCCCAGCUCAGGGGGAGCAGGGGGACCCCCUCACACAGACAGAGCUCCAUCAGGGGGAGGAGUCAGUGGAGGGGGACCUGCUAAAUGCUAACGCUAACCAGCGCUCAGCUACAGACUUCUAUGCAGAGCUACAGAACGGACUGGAUUCUAACGGUGGGGCAGGAAACGGAGGCUCGGUUCACGGCUCCAGUCAGAAGGAGAGCGUCUUCAUGAGGCUGAACAACAGGAUCAAAGCUCUGGAGAUGAACAUGAGUCUGUCCAGCAGAUACCUGGAGGAGCUGAGCCAGAGAUACCGUAAACAGAUGGAGGAGAUGCAGAAAGCUUUUAAUAAAACCAUCAUAAAGCUGCAGAACACCUCCCGCAUCGCCCAGGAGCAGGACCAAAAGCAGACCGAGUCCAUCCAGGUCCUGCAGAGCCAGCUGGAGAACAUCACUAAACUGAUGCUGAACCUCACAGCGACAGUGAGCCGGCUGCAGGGAGAGGUGUCAGACCGUCAGAGCUACCUGCUGGUCUCUGUGGUUCUGUGUGUGUUUCUGGGGCUCCUGCUGGGUCUGCAGUGCUGCCGCAGCUCAAGUCCAAGCCCCAAAACCACCACCGUGGCCCUCCCCAAGAGCAACCACUACCCCAGCCCCAAGAGAAAAAACGUGGCAAGACAAAGUCCCUGGACAAAGUUGAGACCCUCAAACCGUUGAAUUGCUCUUUGACCCUCACAAACAAAAACCUGAAGUGUAAUGGCCUCCACCCAAGCCUCCCUGUGCCUCCUCCCCCCGCCCUACCUGCCCCCCCUCCUCUUCUUCCUCUGCCCCCUCCAAACGAAGCGUCGUUACCUUCAGAGAGCAGCAGCUGCAGCUCAUCCACCUAUUCAGAGGAGUCGUACCCGAGCCACCUGCCUCUGCCCUCCCCCCUCUUCCCCCCCGCCGGCGUGUGCAACGGCCUCAGCCUGUCCUUCCCCCUCAGUCAGCCCCUGGCCAGGUCCAGUCAGGAGAAGCCCUCCACGAAGAGGCGGCGGUCCCGGCAGCCGGAGCUGCAGUUCCCUCCUGAGCCGGGGGAAGGCCUGGGYUCUCUGCCCAGCCUGCAGCAGCUCCUGAAGGGGAACAAGGAGCUCGGUGUGGGGACCAGGACCAUGGGGGUGACGGCCGUCACCGGACACAUUUGACACUUCGCUCUCUCACACCACCUUCUGUUCACUUUACAGCAGCAGGCCUGUGUGGACAGUUUGUUCUGAGGAAUCCCAAAGAACURUGUUUCCCCUGAGCCCCACUGGACCCAGGUAGAGUCAUCAGCUUCAGGUGGACCUGACGCUGCCCCUGUCCACUCCUGUCAAACAGCUGUUUACAGUUAUGUGCCUUUCUUUCUGUGUGAAACUGUAAAGGUUUAGAGAAUGGUUGAUGUGUAGAGAAGCACAUCUGAAACAAGGCCUCCAUCAGAAGCUGCUGUUUUCUUCUGAUAAGCACAUUGAGUGACCCUCUGUGAGCACAUGAUGAGGUCUGACCUCAGCCCAUCGUUCCUUCAAGUGUUAGGCUUCUGUUUGAGCUGUGAGAGAGCUGUGGAGCUUCUGUUAAAGGGAUCCCMGACUAGUGCUAACAUUAGACUUUAUUUCAUAAACAUAUACUUUAACUGUAAAAUAAAAACUGUAAAAAUACUGUAGGCUGUUCAGUUUUUAUCAUUUUUAAACUAAAA
Austrofundulus limnaeus is the source of this 4470-nucleotide messenger RNA. RefSeq names its product SUN domain containing ossification factor (gene suco). The record is from RefSeq and is a predicted model, not a curated record. NCBI's taxonomy places the organism in Eukaryota, Metazoa, Chordata, Actinopteri, Cyprinodontiformes, Rivulidae. Gene Ontology annotation, biological process: protein folding in endoplasmic reticulum; regulation of bone remodeling. Gene Ontology annotation, cellular component: cytoplasm; membrane.